This is a messenger RNA of Cheilinus undulatus (humphead wrasse), 1693 nucleotides long. Its product is annotated as trypsin. Lineage: Eukaryota; Metazoa; Chordata; Actinopteri; Labriformes; Labridae. The coding region runs from base 190 to 1032 and encodes 280 amino acids. Gene Ontology annotation, molecular function: serine-type endopeptidase activity. Gene Ontology annotation, biological process: proteolysis. The record is from RefSeq and is a predicted model, not a curated record. The transcript has 6 exons.
UUUUACCCUUUAUUGUAGCAGUGUGGUUUUACCAGGAAGUGUUAAAUGCUAUGGUUUAAAAGCAAAGGAAAAUGCUAGAAUGCAAGAAGACGAUUCAUCCCUUUAAAGGGCCUGAAAGGUAAAAGUCAUAUACAAGGACAAUAUGGAAGCUGUCUGACUCCGGAGCAUGGCAGACAUGUGAAACCUUGGAUGCCAGCCGCUGUUGAACAUCUCAAAGGAGAAGAAGACAAAGACACGGCUUUGGUGAUAAGAAAAACUAUGAGUCUCCUGCCUGGGUCUGUGGUGCUCUUCAUUUUGGCACUUUCACUUUCCGAGACAUUUGCAAUCAGGAUCAUCGGCGGUCAUGAGGUCUUGCCGUACUCGAUGCCAUAUCAGGCCUCCCUGCAGUAUGUGGAUAGGAAAAACAAUAGGAGACACUACUGUGGAGGAACCCUAGUGCACCCACAGUGGGUGGUGUCUGCUGCCCACUGCUGGAGACCGAGCAGUCGAGUAACGGUAGUGCUGUGUGAACACCACCUGUAUAAAAAAGAAGGAUUUGAGCAGGUCUUUAACGUCUCGAAGAUAUUCGUCCACAGCUACAACCGCAAUACGUUCAACAACGACAUCAUGCUCCUAAAGCUGAGUCGGCCUGCACAGGUGAACAAGUGCGUCCAGCCAGCUUCUCUGCCAGAUCUAAACACUCCAGCUCUCAAAGACGAUGUGUGCACAGUGAGCGGAUGGGGUGUGACAAAGAUUUACAGCUACUCCCUCUCUCCUGUGCUACGUGCUGUGGAUGUGAGAAUAGUCCCCUACUGCCGUUAUUAUUACUACUGGAGGAUGAUCACUUCAAACAUGCUCUGUGCUGGUUCACGAUUCGGUGGAAAAGAUUCCUGUCAGGGCGACUCUGGUGGUCCUCUUAUCUGCAACGGCUACUUUGAAGGCAUCGUCUCCUGGGGUAUCAGCUGUGCAAACCCCUACUUUCCUGGAGUCUACACCAAAGUCAGGAACUACUCCAAGUGGAUCAACUGGAUUAUCAAAAAUAACACACCUUGAACAGUCCCCACAAGAAGCACCUAAAAUCACCUCAUUAUGGCCUUUAAUAUUUACAGAAUACUGUCCUAUGUUUUUUUUUAAAGAUGCAGUUUACUAUGUUUGGGUUCUUUUCAGAAAUCCAGGAUUAUCUGCUGUUUCUAAAUAUUGAUUUCCUUUUAUUUCUUGUAUUCAAUUUGCCCAUAAAAUGUUCAUUUUACUUUUUCACCAUCACUCAAAUUUAAAGAUUGUACAGAUUUAAGUCAUUAUAACCAUCAUUUUUAUCAAUAUUAUUAUUAUUAGUGGUGGUGUUUAAGCAAUAGUAGCAAAACUGUUGAGUUGCAUUGACGUGCAAGGUUUGGCAACGUGAUUAAAAUCAAUACCAAUAUGGAAUUUCACCCAACUCACUUCUAUUGAUGUUUCCAUAUUAAAUCAAUAUUUUUUAAUUUUCAUAUAAAGUUAAAUCAAUAUUCUCUUCAAAGUGACAAAUGUGAUGAUCGCACACAGACAUAUCAUAUACAGCAGUGCCCAUCAGCAUUUGUCACAACUCCUGACUCCUUCUACACUUUAUUGAAACAUGCAAUCCAUUGUUAAUAUGAACAUAUUGAUUUGUGUUGUUCAAAAGGCAUCGCAGCCAAGUACUGGAUCAAUACUGAGCCCCAGUACCCUCCUAAUGUCACUACAA